AUGCCGGUUUUUGAUGGGCUCCGACACGGCGAGCCGGUCGACGGCAGUCCAGGUCCUGGUUUCAACGAGACUUCCAGAAAGAAGAUUGUCGUCGUCGGCCUGGGCAUGGUGGCCAUUUCAUUCAUUGAGAAAGUCAUCAAGCAGGACACGGACCGACGAUACGAUAUCCUAGUGAUCGGUGAGGAAGCACACGUUGCUUAUAAUCGUGUGGGUCUAUCGUCAUUCUUUGAACAUCGCAAGAUCGAGGAUCUUUACCUGAAUCCCAAGGAAUGGUAUGGAUCGUUCAAAGAGCGAGCAUUUGAUCACCAUCUCAACACCCGUGUCACCGAGAUCAAUCCCAAUACAAAGACCGUACAGACCUCUUCUGGAAGUACGAUCCCCUAUGACAUCCUCGUCCUCGCGACUGGCUCCGAUGCCGUCCAUCCUACACAUACCCCGGGCCACGAUGCCAAGGGUGUCUUUGUGUACCGCACAAUCCAGGAUCUUGAGCGUCUGAUCCAUUUUGCAUCGCAACAUAAAGGCGAAACAGUAGUCACAGUCGGAGGUGGAUUGUUAGGGCUUGAGGCUGCCAAGGCCAUGACCGACCUGAAAGACUUUGGAAACGUCAAACUGAUUGAUCGCAACAAGUGGGUACUGGCACGUCAACUGGAUGCAGAUGCAGGCACUCUUGUAACCCGCAAGAUCCGCGAGUUGGGACUCGAUGUGUUGCAUCAGAAGCGAGUCGCAAUUGUCAACACGGAUUCGGAUAAUAAUGUAACUGGGAUCACUUUUGAGGAUGGGGAGCAGAUUCAGUGCUGUUGUAUUUGCUUUGCGAUCGGUGUAAAACCGAGAGAUGAACUGGGUCUUUCCGCUGGGAUCCAGUCUGCCGAUAGAGGAGGAUUUGUUAUUGAUGAGAGCUUGCAAACUUCGGUACCCAAUAUCUAUGCCGUGGGCGAAUGCGCCAGUUGGGAGAAUCAGACAUUCGGUAUCAUCGCGCCUGGUAUAGAGAUGGCUGAUGUGCUGGCCUACAACCUUACCAAUCCAGACAAAGAACCUAAAAGCUUCACACGACCGGAUCUCAGCACAAAACUAAAGCUCCUCGGUGUGGAUGUCGCCUCCUUUGGAGACUUUUUUGCCGACAGAGAUGGUCCUAAGUUCCUCCCAGGUCAACGACCAUUAGUCCCCGCACCGAGUGAAGAUGGCUCUCGAGAGAAAGAGCCUCCUGUUAAGGCUCUGACGUACAAGGACCCGUUCGGUGGGGUGUACAAGAAAUACCUCUUUACCAUGGAUGGGAAAUACGUACUUGGAGGCAUGAUGAUCGGAGAUACUCGGGACUACCUGAAACUGAACCAGAUGGUCAAGUUACAGAAGGAGCUGGAUAGUCCACCUAGCCAAUUCAUUUUGGGGGCUCAGAAAGACGGAGAGGAAAAUGCGGAUGACCUUGACGAUGACACUCAAAUCUGUUCCUGCCACAACGUGACAAAAGGCGACGUGGUUGAUAAUGUCAAGAACGGCACUUGCAAGACGAUGGGCCAGGUCAAGUCCUGCACGAAGGCAGGGACCGGCUGUGGUGGGUGUCUACCACUAGUGCAGUCCGUUUUCAACAAGACCAUGCUGGAAUUAGGACACGAGGUGUCAAAUCACUUAUGCUCCCACAUUCCGUACUCGCGUGCAGACCUGUACAACAUCAUCGCCAUCAAACAGCUAAAGACGUUCCCCGAAGUGAUGGGAUCUGCCGGAAAGAACCCGGAGUCCCUUGGAUGUGAACUCUGCAAGCCCGCGAUAGGCUCAAUCCUCUCGAGCUUGUUCAACCCACACAUCAUGGACAAAGGAUACAACGACCUACAAGACACAAACGACAAAUUCCUCGCCAACAUCCAGAGAAACGGGACAUUCUCCGUCGUGCCUCGGGUGCCCGGCGGAGAGAUCACAGCCGACAAGCUCAUUGCUAUUGGCUCGGUCGCGAAGAAGUACGGAUUAUACUGCAAGAUCACGGGUGCACAGCGAAUCGACAUGUUCGGUGCCAAGAAGCAGGACCUUUUGAACAUCUGGACAGAGCUUAUUGACGCUGGAAUGGAAAGUGGACACGCUUAUGCCAAGGCACUUCGCGCUAUCAAGAGUUGUGUUGGCACUACAUGGUGUCGCUUUGGACUCAGUGAUAGUGUUGGGAUGGCGAUUCGUCUUGAGGAGCGGUAUAAGAGUGUUCGGGCACCGCAUAAAUUCAAAGCCGCUGUUUCUGGCUGCGUACGAGAAUGUGCCGAGGCACAGAACAAGGACUUCGGUCUCAUCGCAACUGAGAAAGGUUUCAAUCUCUAUGUCGGGGGGAACGGAGGCGCUAAACCUCGACAUUCUGAGCUUCUCAUGAAGGAUGUCCCGCCAGAGAUGAUCAUACCCAUCGUCGAUCGCUACUUGAUAUUCUAUAUUCGAACUGCCGAUAAAUUACAACGAACGGCUCGGUGGAUUGAAAAUCUGCCAGGUGGAAUCAAUUAUCUGAGGGAGGUCAUCAUCGACGAUAAGCUGGGUAUCUGUGCCGAUAUGGAGAGACAGAUGCAGGAGCUAGUUGAUAGCUACUUCUGCGAGUGGACUGAAACUGUCCGAGAUCCCAAGCGACGCAAGGUCUUCCAGCAGUUUGCCAAUACAGACGAGACAGCUGACACCGUUGAAGUUGUCCAAGAGCGAUCCCAAACGCGUCCUACAUACUGGGCCAAAGAUUCGGCAAAGGAUGACUUCAAAGGCCACAAGUGGUCGAGUGUUUCAUGGCAACCCGUUAUCCGAGCAGAUCACUUCUCGGAUGAACCUCCUCGUGUUUCCUCGGCCAAUAUCAAGCGUGGAGAUACACAGCUCGCCGUGUUCAAGGUUAAGGGCAAGUACUAUGCCACGCAGCAGAUGUGUCCUCACAAGCGGGCAUUCGUACUCUCCGAUGGCUUGAUUGGAGAUGACGACGCGGGCAAAUAUUGGGUUUCUUGCCCAUACCACAAGCGCAACUUCGAGCUCAAUGGCGAGCAAGCGGGUCGCUGCUCUAACGAUGAGGACAUGAACAUUGCUACAUUCCCGGCGGAAGAGAGGGACUGUGGUUGGGUCUAUCUCAAGCUACCUCCUGUUGAGGAAUUGAACUCGGUGCUUGGAACUGAGAAGUGGAAGGUUAGGAAGGGAGAAACUCCCAGUCCCUUCCAUAAGAUGGAUAAGAAGUACAAGGGGAUGAAGGGCAAGAAGAUUUUGGACGGUGAAAUUGCCUCGAAAGCCCCAAUCCGGCCAGCUAAUGCGAUCGACUGGUGA
Messenger RNA from Penicillium cinerascens, 3255 nucleotides. RefSeq names its product nitrite reductase niiA (gene niiA). The coding region runs from base 1 to 3255 and encodes 1084 amino acids. The record is from RefSeq and is a predicted model, not a curated record. Lineage: Eukaryota; Fungi; Ascomycota; Eurotiomycetes; Eurotiales; Aspergillaceae. Gene Ontology annotation, molecular function: 2 iron, 2 sulfur cluster binding; heme binding; nitrite reductase [NAD(P)H] activity. The transcript has 8 exons.